GCAGGGCCAAGCCUCCUCUUUCCUGCGACUACUGAGUAAACCAAAGCACCAGCCUCCCUCUUUUUGCGCAUGGACCACCCUCUAGUGUUCUCCGACCGGGCCAGGUUGACUGAGCGGCCCUUCAUUGUCAAUGAGAGCAAAGACUCAAGGAGCGUGAGGAGAGCAUGGAGGCUAUGACAACUCACCGCGGCUAAGACCCUAAACUGCAUCCCUCAACGUGCAUCUGCUGGACCGCUGACAACCAAGAGAGAAACCCUUGUUUAUGGUGACACAUCAAGAGUGAAAGAAUGGGACCUGGAAUGUGGAGUUGGUUGACUUUGUUUGGUCUGUCCCUCUGGAGCAACAGUGAAGCCCUCAUCAAGAACCCCGUCCUCUCCCGGGCACGGAGAGCUCCAGAGGCCAAUGGACAAAACAACAGGUGCUCCUACACCUUCCUGGUUCCCGAGCAGAAGAUCACAGGCCCCAUCUGCGCAGCCAGAGGUCCUGUCCCCGACAAGGACCGAGUGACUCGUCUUGAUGUGGCCGCAGUGCGCGACCUUCUGUCAAAGCAAAGGCGGGAGAUGGAGACUCUGAAGCUGGUGGUGGACGUGGACGGAAACCUGGUGAAUGAGAUGAAGCUGCUGAGGAAAGAAAGCAGGAAUAUGAAUUCCAGGGUGACCCAGCUCUAUAUGCAGCUGCUGCACGAAAUCAUAAGAAAGAGGGACAACUCACUGGAGCUGGCUCAAUUGGAGACACGCAUCCUGAAUGCCACCGCUGAGUCACUGCGGCUGUCUUCCCGUUACAAGGAACUGGAGGCCAAAUACGCUGCCCUCUCGGCCAUGGUGAACAACCAGUCAGUGAUGAUAGGAGCUCUGGAAGAAAGUUGUAUGAAGAUGCAUGAUCGCAAACAAGAGCCGCCGCCUCUUGGGCCGCCGAUGGUGCAUGUGGUGCCUGAGAACAUCCCUGUUAAUGUACCGCGUUUCACCAAUGAGAUCCGGGGGGAUAAUAGUGGAAGCUUUGCCCGCGAAAGGGGCUCUCGCUCUGGGCCUUCACCAACGGGUGGCAGCAUGGAAGUCCAGAAACCUCCUCAGACAAACUUUAGUGCUGAAGGUCCAUUCAGAGACUGUCUGGAGGCUCAAGAGGCCGGCCACGUUAUCAGCGGCAUGUAUCUGAUCAAACCUGACGAGGCCGAGAAGUCCCUGCAAGUCUGGUGUGAGCAGGAUAUGGACAACGGAGGCUGGACUGUGAUUCAGAGUCGAAAGGACGGCUCUGUUAACUUCUUCAGAAACUGGGAAAACUACAAGAGCGGGUUUGGCAACACAGAUGGGGAGUACUGGCUCGGGCUAGAGGGCAUUUACAAGCUGGGACGUCAGGCCGACUACAAGCUCCAGGUGGAGCUGGAAGACUGGAUGGACAAGAAAGUGUACGCUCAGUACAGCAGCUUCCACCUCGAGCCUGAGAGCGAGGGCUACCGUCUGCGGUUGGGCACUUAUCGAGGCAAUGCUGGCGAUUCCCUCAGCAGCCACAACGGCAAACAGUUCACGACUCUGGAUCGAGACAAGGAUGCCUUCUCAGGUAACUGUGCCCAUUUCCACAAAGGAGGCUGGUGGUACAACGCUUGCGGCCAAGCCAAUCUGAACGGCGUGUGGUACAGCGGAGGCGUCUACAGAAGCAAAUUCCAAGACGGAAUCUUCUGGGCUGACUACGGCGGCGGCUUCUACUCCAUGAAGUCCGUCCGCCUGAUGAUUCGGCCCAUAGAUGGAUGAAGCGACACUGGACUGUGUUGGUCCACUCACCAAACUUGAAGCUCCUUUUUAAAGUGCGAUGUCAAAGGUCAUCGUUGACAGGAGGGUUCCACCAGAUCAACAUCAGUAGUGUAUAGCGCUCCCUCCUUUUUCAGGUUGGACUGCUCUGUUUAUAUGUACAUGCAUAUCGCUAAAGAAACAUAAAUAGGGACAUGGGGGGGUGUAUUUAUAAGAUGUAUCGUGACCCUAACCAAUAAUUUUCUCUAGCUAUGAAAGAAAACGAACGACUGCAGGUGCAGUUUAAUCAACGUUAUGCAACUCGAUAUUGCAACAUAUCUAAUUCGACCGCCUUUGUUUCCCUGAUCCCCUGCUCCAUCCAAACAGCAGCUGUAAGGAUUAAAACGGUAAUGCUGCUCUUCCUACCUCACCGCCAAUAUAAACAUUUGUAGGAAACACACAUUUUUGGGAUUUAACUUGUGCCGUAGUUCCUAGAAACUGGAAAUUAUCGCUUUAUUUUGACUCACCCCUCCUUGGAACGAGGCUUUUCAUUUUCUCUUAACACUUGGUAUGACCUUUGUGAGAUAUGUUUGAGCAGAAACUCUUAAUUUAUAUGUACAAUUAACUUAACAUAACAAUGAAAAGGGCCCGGUGUCCUGAGAGAAAGGAUGUGUAGCAGUCGUGUAGUGCGCGUUCUCACAGUAUAGCCAUGUGUUGCUUGUUUUACUCCAUUUGGUUUUGGUGAGUCUCCCGGAGUAGGAGUUGUGAAAUGGUGUGUUGUUUUGCAGAGUUUUAAGAGUUAUAGGCCCUUAGACAAACGAUGAGAAACACAUUUCACGAGGCCAGACAUGGUGGAGUGAGAAAAAAAAGCAGAUUUCCAAGUUGGUCCCGCGUGCCCCCUUUUAAAUACAGACAUUUACAUUCUUUCCACACACACAAAAAAAAAAAAAACUGCUUGAACUGUUUGUUUUCGUCACGGGUCGGCGCGCGCGCGGGAAACACUAAUAUGAAAGUCAAGUUUGCCUCUUUGUAGAGGAGAGGAGUGGACAUACGACACGUGAAAGACAACAAGCCUUUGGUCCCCGAAACUGAAAAUGGUCUGCCUUAUUGCUCCAUGUGGCUGUUUGACCGGAUCGGCCUUCCCACUCAUCACUUUACAAGGGUUACGGGAAAUGAAAAGUUCCUUGCUUGUGAUUGUUCACAAAUUAGCGGCCCCCUCUCAUUUACUGCGGAUCAAACGACCUCCCUUGUGAGAUUCUGCGCAUUUACUAAGACCCGGUUACGACUCAUGUGUUUUAUUCUUUGUUGAGAUGACAACGCGCAUUCCGAGUUUAUUUUAUGGAUGUGAAUCGUGCAGAUAAAUGAUGGUAUUAAAUCGAGUGGAAGAAACUGAUUUUCUCUCUGAAAAAAAAAAGAAGUUGUCCAAGCGAUGUACGGGAACAUUCUGUACUUGACUUCAUUGAAAUGAGGAAUUCUGUUUAACACUGA
This is a messenger RNA of Hippocampus comes (tiger tail seahorse), 3209 nucleotides long. RefSeq names its product angiopoietin-related protein 1-like. The record is from RefSeq and is a predicted model, not a curated record. Gene Ontology annotation, biological process: blood coagulation. The coding region runs from base 288 to 1745 and encodes 485 amino acids. The transcript has 5 exons. NCBI's taxonomy places the organism in Eukaryota, Metazoa, Chordata, Actinopteri, Syngnathiformes, Syngnathidae.